AUGACUCGGAUCCAUGUUAUAUACCUCUUUGAUCAAGCGGUUUUCUAUACUGAGGAAUCUGGUUAUGUCGUUGAAUGCCGCAAUGGAACCCCAAUGCGUCUUGGUCGUUCUGGUGCUCGUGGUCUGGUUUGGCGCUGUCCUCUUCGUAAUUGUUGCAACCGUAGCCAAAAACCAGCACGUUUGGAUUCUUUCUUUUAUAGAUUGAAGGCUCCAUUAGAGCGUAAUUAUGGUGAUUUACCUUUUCUUUAUGGCGCGUACACAUAUGACCCAGCUGGAUAUGAUGACUGGCUUGAACGCUCGGACAUUGCGUACCAUCACAAGGCUCUACUGUCAGUGGAGCAAGACCUAACUAUGGAUGACGUAAAAGCGGAAAGGAUCCCCGAGACUGAUGAACGAAUUAUCGUGGAGAUCGAUGAAAGCAAGUUCGGGAAACGCAAGGAUAACCGUGGUCAUCCCGUUGAUGGCGUUUGGUGGUUCAAGAUCGUAGUGCUCGACAUUGCAGAAGAUUGCCAAGCGAUUCUCGUGUUGAAAGACUCUCACAUCAACACCGAUUGCUGGUCAGGAUACAAUCGUCUUGAUGAAAUACCUGAUAUGAAUUAUGUUCAUUUUCCUGUUAACCAUUCGGAAAACUUCGUUGAUCCAGUGCAUGGUACUCAUACAAACACGAUUGAAGGUACUUGGAAUGGUAUCAAGCAAAAUGUCACUGCGCGACAUCGCACAAAGAAGAUGAUGCCUUGGAAACUGGUCGAAUUCAUUUGGAGGCGCAAGCACGAUGACGACUGCGGGGUGGUAAUCGAUCAAGAUGGUCAAGAUGAGGAUGGUUUUGAAAGUCUUAUCAAUACUAUAUUGGAGGAUCAUCAUGAAGAUGGUCACCGACGUCGUCGACGACGUAUUGAUGACUUGAGUGAUGGCAGGUGCUCAGCUUAUCAGAUCAACUUAGUGAUGAAUCAUCUGAUGAGGAAAGCGAUGAUAGUGGAUGAGGAAGCGAUUAUAUAG
This is a messenger RNA of Lichtheimia ornata, 996 nucleotides long. RefSeq lists its product as uncharacterized. Lineage: Eukaryota; Fungi; Mucoromycota; Mucoromycetes; Mucorales; Lichtheimiaceae. The transcript is spliced from 7 exons. The coding region runs from base 1 to 996 and encodes 331 amino acids. The record is from RefSeq and is a predicted model, not a curated record.